AAUCAGCAGCCACAGUAGCAGGCGUCAAGUCAGACGCUCGGAACCCUAGGGGGGAAAAAAAAUAAAAAAAGGGAGAAAGGUUGAGGGAAAAAAUUAGGGCUUUCUGAUUCCGGUCGCAAUCCUGGGGCGUCGGAGCUCUGGAUCGAGCUAUUGGAGUUGCGCUGAUUGGAUUCGGAUGAUGGCGGGGAUGGAGAUCGAUUCGCCGCCACCGGAGAAGAAUCCGGCGUUGUCUCCCCGAGAACGCAUCGUUCAGAGGAUUGUCAAGCUUGGAAUUCCUUUGGACCAAAUCGAUCCACCGACUCCAUCAUUUCUAGUAGAUUUUAUGAAGCAUACUGGUGUGUCGAUACCUAAUUUAGUCUCUUCUAUCUUACCGACCGAUGAGGAUGUUGCUGAAAUUCGGAGGAUAUACAAGAAGGAGUCUGGAGGAGGCACUAGAAGGGCUAAAUUGAAAAAGUUAUAUGCUGAAAGUUUGUUAUGGAUACAAUGGAUGAUGUUUGGCUGUGAUCCACAAGCUUGUUUGAAGGAGAUGGCAGAGAGAGCUGCUGGUCACAGGGCUGUGUGUGGCUCCGUUUGGGGCCAGAAUGACUUGGCUUAUCGCUGCCGGACAUGUGAGCAUGACCCAACUUGUGCAAUUUGUGUUCCUUGUUUUAAGAACGGUAACCACAAAGACCAUGAUUACUCUAUUAUGUACACUGGUGGUGGAUGCUGUGAUUGUGGAGAUGAGACAGCUUGGAAACGAGAGGGUUUCUGUUCGAAGCAUAAAGGUAUCCAACAGAUUCAACCUCUAUCUGAGGAGUUAGAGAGAUCCGUGGGACCCGUUAUUGAUAUCCUCCUUACUUGUUGGCGGGACAAGGUUGUGUCAGCAGAGCACUGGAAGCAUGCUAGAGACAGCAGUCGCAGUGACAUCAAAAAGGUUGCAGAUGAGUUUUCCUCUGCUGUUGUUAGUAUGUUGCUUGACUUCUGCAAUUGUAGCGAAAGUUUGCUGAGUUUCAUCUCUGGGAGGAUAUCUGAAUGUUCGUGUUUGAUAGAUGUUCUUGUAAGGGCGGAGAGGUUCUUGGACAAAGAGGUUGUGAAUAAGCUCCAUGAGUUGCUCUUAAAGCUUAUAGGGGAGCCUCUAUUUAAAUAUGAGUUCGCAAAAUCUCUUAUAGAAUACUACCCAGUAACUGUGAAUGAAAUAAUAAAAGAAUCCAGCGAUUCAAUGCUUGAGAAGUAUACAUUGUUAUCAACUUUCUCCGUGCAAAUAUUUACUGUGCCUGUUUUGACUUCGCGAUUGGUAAGGGAGGUGGAUCUACUAGGCAUUCUGCUUGGAUGCUUGAUGGACAUCUUUAUUUCUUGUGUUGGAGAAGAUGGUCGCUUGCAGGUGAGCAGAUGGUCAAGUAUAUAUGAUACUACACUUCGUUUGGUUGAGGAUACACGCUAUGUCAUGAGCCAUGAUGAAGUUUCUAGAUAUAUUGCUGAGGAACGACCUGAUAUCCCAAGAGCUUGGUUGCGGCUGCUAAGUCUUGUGCAGGGUAUGGACCCUCAGAGAAGGACAACAGGAAUUCACACAGAAGAUGACAAUGACAAUGUCCCAGCAGCUUUUGCACUGUGCUAUUACCUUGGAAAUGUCCAUUCUCUUUUGGUAGGCGCAGCAUUUUCUGUAGCCGAGCCCAAAGAAACAAAGGGUGAUAAAGGACUGCUUCAUCCGUCAAGCUCUGAUUGUAGUAUAAGCUGUCCUGUUGAUGCUUCAAAUCAUAUAAGUACUGAUAGGGAGAACUGCCCAACUAUUCCAACUUCUGCCAUGUGGUUAAUUUCUGAGUGCUUGAAAACUAUUGAAAAUUGGCUGGAACCAUGUUCUACUCCCAGGGGCAAUCUUUUUUCUUCUGAUGCAUCUGGGAGCAAUGGUUCAAGCAUUUUUACUUUGGGAAAGAAAUCAUUUAGCACUAGGAAAAGUAGGAAUAGGGUUAAUAUAACAUCUUUGUCUGGGGUGGGGUUUGAUGGAGACCAAGUUCCUUCCAUUCAUGAGAGGCUUGCCUCUUCUCCUGCAUCUGGUGAACUAGAGGCACAUGUCAAGGAUGACCCUCAAGCGGAUGUUAGUGACAAUUAUGAUAUGGUUCCUGAAUUCUCCAGUAAGAGCGUGGGACAAGAUGCUUCUUUUGAGGAGAUAAGUUCUGGAAGGGAAUUGGAAGCAUUCAGAAUAUUUAACUUGGUAAAUUGGCCUAUUAUAGAGUAUGAUGUCAGUUCACAAGAAAUCUCUUUCCAUAUUCCUUUACAUCGUUUUCUUUCAUUAUUGUUGCGGAAAGCACUGAAAACCUUUUAUGAGAAAACUGGAAUCCUUGUCAAGGCAAAUGAUAAGCUUACACGGACUUCAUCUCAUCAGCAUGAAUUUUUUGGACAAGUUUUAGAAGGUGUACAUCCCUGUGGAUUUUCUGCAUACAUAAUGGAAAAUCCUCUAAGGUUAAGGGUGUUCUGUGCUCAAGUGCGUGCUGGCAUGUGGCGUAGAAAUGGUGAUGCAGCCAUUUUAAGCUGUGAGUGGUAUCGUUCUUUCCAGUGGUUGGAAGUAGGGUUAGAGCCGGAUUUGUUUUUGUUGCAGUGUUGUGCUGCAUUAGCACCUCCAGAUUCAUUUGUGAAGAGAAUCCAAGAAAGAUUUGGCUUAUCCAAUUAUACAUCUUUGAAUCUUGCAGAUCAUAACGAGUAUGAAGCAGUUUUGGUUCAGGAAAUGCUCACUCUUAUUAUACAAAUAGUCAAAGAACGAAGAUUCUGUGGGUUAUCCACUACUGAAAAUUUACGGAGAGAGUUGGUUUAUAAACUGGCUAUUGGAGAUGCUACUCAUAGCCAAAUCGUUAAAUCUCUUCCACGUGAUCUUUCUAAAUGCGAUCAGCUCCGGAGCAUUUUGGACACAAUUGCUGUAUAUUCAAAGCCAUCUGGCAUGAAGCAGGGUAAAUAUUCACUCCGAGAAACACUCUGGAAAGAGUUGGACUUGUAUCACCCACGUUGGAAUUCUAGAGAUUUACAAGUUGCAGAAGAGAGAUAUUUGCGCUUCUGCAAAGUUUCCGCGCUCAAUGCUCAAGUACCUCGAUGGACAGCAAUUUUUGGUCCUUUGCUUACAAUUUCAAGAAUUGCAACAUCAAAAUCUAUCGUCCAAAUUAUCCGGGCGGUUAUAUUUUAUGCAGUUUUCACUGAAACAUCACCAUUAUCUCGUGCUCCUGACAGUGUUCUUAUUACAGCAUUGCACUUGCUUUCACUAGCAUUAGAUGUUUGUGAAACACAGCUACCCUGUGAUCAGAAAUCAUGUAUUGAAUCUAUAGAUACAUCAUGCCAGGCAGAUGAUUUGUUCCCCAUACUUACCUACGCCAGUGAAGAAUUUGAUAUGGGUGCUGCUGGUGAAGUUCUUUGGAAGAACCAAAGCUUGUUAUCAUUGCUAGUAUCAUUGAUGAGGAAGCAUAAAGAACAAAAUGAUUAUAGUUAUGCUGAGAUAAAACAGUGCAACAUUUCUUCCCUGAUUGAGAAUUUAUUGAUGAAGUUUGCACAGUUAAGCACAACUUGCUUGGAUAAUCUUAAACGAUUGGCACCAGAGUUGAUUUGUAAUAUUCCACAACACCAGGUUAACACUACAGUAGGUACUUUUGCAUCAACUUCGGAUCUAGAUGCACGAAGGGCAAGAGCCCGAGAACGUCAGGCUGCAAUAAUGGAAAAAAUGAAAGCUGAGCAAUCAAAGUUUAUUGCUAGCCUCAAUUCAGAAGGUAAUGGGGAGACAUAUAAUACGAAAUCUGAUCGGAAAGUGUCUGUGUCUGUGUUUGAUGACACCACAGAAGAGUCUGCACCAAUCUGCUCACUUUGUCGGGGUUCAGAUACCGAAAGUCCACUAUGUUUCUUGAUUCUUCUCCAGAAAUCACGGCUCACUAGUUUUGUUGAGAGCGGUCCCAUUUCAUGGGAUGAUAUUGACAAGUCAGACAAGGAGAAGCACACAAUUUCAACUAAAGGGGAGCAAUCUGGCAAUGCCUCAACAGCUCCAGUUCAGUUGGUUCAAGGUGCAGGUCCUGAUGUUACCUAUGGUAUAGAACCUGCAGAAAUUAACGUACUUGAGAGCUUAUUUGGUGAAUUUCUUCCUGAAAGGAGAGGCACCCAACCAACUACUACUUCCUAUUAUAGUUCCACAAGUUUGCCAUCGACUCUUGAGAUGUUGGAAAACGAUGCUUACCAGUCUAUCGUAGGAGAAAUUUGUGCUUUAAAUGGUCAGUCAUAUUGUUCAACUUCAGGAGCUGCAGUGCACACACAGCAAAUCAGGUCUGCAAAAUCUUAUAUGCUACGAGGCAAUGUUGCAUCACUAUCAAGGAAGGCUUCCCAAAUCCAUCAGGCUUCCAUGUAUCACAUCCAUGCAAAAGGCUCAGAUUCAACUGUUCCAGCUACCAGAUUUAGUGGAAUUGGACCCAGAAAUUGUGAUGGAAUUCAUAUUUCUUCCUGUGGGCAUGCUGUGCAUCAAGAAUGUCAUGACAGAUAUUUAACGUCUUUAAAGCAAAGGCACCUGAGAAGACUUGGUUUUGAAGGAGGUCACAUUGUGGAUCCAGAUCUGGGAGAGCUGCUCUGCCCAGUAUGCCGCAGGUUUGCAAAUUCAAUCUUGCCUGCAUUCCCUUCUGGAAUCUCUAAUAAACUUGUGAGACGGAUUGUGCCCAUUGAGAGUCCAAAGGAGAAUCUUCCAGUCGCUUUAUCUCUUGCUUUAUCUCUCCUCAAAAGCACGGCCAAAAUUGUUGGACAUGGCAGGUUCCGGAAAGCUCUUUCCGGAAAGCAGAAUGUAAAUGUUAAAUCAGCUCUAGAGCCUGCAUUCCGUAAAUUGUGUAUGCUUUAUUCUGUUCCCGGUUAUGAUAAUCUCCUAGCCUCUGGGAGACUUCAUCAAUCUCUCAUUCUGUGGGACACUUUUAUGUACACCCUUGUAUCGACAGAAAUUGCUGCUCGUGGGAAGCCGAAGAAGUGCUUGUCCAGUUCAUUGUCUUUAGAGGCUUUAUAUGCUGAACUUGGUUCUGAUGAAUUUAUUCUUUCACUGUUGUUGAGUAUUGCUCAGACUGCUCGGUUUUCAAGUCAGCAUGAUGUUCUUCUUAGAUUCAGGGGUAUCCAACUAUUAGCAGGUUCGAUUUGCUUUGGUGUGUCCGGAGACAAGUCCUCAAUCUCGGAUGAGAAAAAAGGACAUGCAGACAAGGGGGAAAGCUUUCCUGAUACUCUGUUCUUUGGACGAGUUGCCGAUCCUAUCCUAGCUCAUGAUCCCUUUUCUUCACUAGUUUGGACUCUAUUUUGUCUUCCUUCUCCGUUUAUAUCAUCUAGUGAAUUCCUUAUCCCCCUUGUUCACCUUUUCUAUUAUGUUUGUGUUGUCCAGGCAUUAGUCACAUGCUAUAACGAACAACAUUUUGAUUUUUCAUGUUUCGGUGAUGGUGUUCUUAAUGAUAUCUGCAAGAUGAUGGGAGAAUGUGACUAUGUGAGGAAGUAUUUUCUUUCCAACUAUAUUGACAUAUCAUGCCAUCCCAAGGAUAUGAUCCGCCGAUUGACAUUUCCUUAUCUUAGAAGGUGUGCGUUACUCUGUAAAAUGUUAGAAUCCUCAAUGCCAGGCCCACUAUUUGAAAGUUCUUGCAUGUGGAAAUCAAAUCCUUGCGCUAGUGGCAGUGUAUUAGAUAGUGUCACCACUGAAGAGUUAAAUGGAGUAAAUGAGUUGGAAAAUAUGUUUCAAAUCCACUCUCUAGAAUCUGUUCUCGAGAAUGAAUUCAUGCAUUCUUUAGCUGUAACAUGGUGUAACCAUUUCUGCAAGGAGUUCAGUGUUCGUAAUAACAGGACUGUUUUGUUUUCCACGCCUGCGGUUCCUUUUAAGUUGAUUCAGUUACCUCGCCUCUAUCAGGAUCUACUUCAAAGGUAUAUAAAGCAGCAGUGCUCCAAUUGCAAGUCUGUCCCGGAGGAACCUGCACUCUGUUUGCUUUGUAGCAGAUUAUGUUCUCCAAAUUGGAAGUCCUGUUGCAGGGCAAGUAAAUGCCUGAAUCAUGCAACAGUCUGCGGUGCCGGUAUUGGUGUAUUUUUGUUGAUCCGGAGGACCACAGUGUUUCUUCAGAGAUCUUUGCGCGAGUCAGCCUGGCCGUCUCCCUAUUUGGAUGCUUUUGGUGAAGAGGAUCGUGACAUGCAUAGAGGAAGACCUCUGUAUUUGAAUGAGGAGCGAUAUGCAGCUCUUACGUAUUUGGUUGCGUCUCAUGGCCUUGAUCGGACAUCUGAAGUACUACGGCAAACAACAAUAGGUCUUAAUGGUCCUGAAUGAUACAACUCGAAGUAUGCUUCCCAGUUGAUAUCCACAUAUCAUCAAUAAAUGGAUCCUGAAUGAUACGAAAGAAGUAUGCAUUCCAUUUGAUAUCCACAUAUAUCAGCAAUAAAUGAUGCUAGAGAGUUGGGAUGCUGCAGAAGCAUAAGGCCAAUAGGGAGACACCCAGUUCAGGAAAUAGGGUCACCUUUCCGAUGAAUGUGGAUCUAUCCUGAAACCUUGCAGGUUAUGAAUGAGGAUCUAAUUGUUUGGCUCUUCAUUCUUGCAUCUUGUGGUGGACAAGCUGUUGAUUGCUUUAAUUUAGGCAUUGAUCAGAGUUCUAUAUUGGUGUUGGAGAUAAAUGACACAACUAGUAUCCACUAGUAUCGGAGCUACACACACCCACAUAUUCAAUGUCCAUGCAGUUCGAUACAGUCUUAUCCCCAGUGGGUCUUGGAUCUUUAACUCGUUUCUGCCUGCUUUCAAUGUAUAUGAUCAAAUUGUUGUUUAUGUUUCCUUUCAGUUAAUUGUAAAUAUGAGCUUGUACAUGUGAUGACCAAAGUCCCAGUUUAGUUUAAGAACCCUAAAUAUCAUUUUCGGGUCUUGUGAAUUAUCAAAAUGUUUGGCGAUGAAAAAGAGUAAUCUUGUUUAUAGAAUUCGAUUUAAGAUCCAAAUGAGAGAGGGUUUUCUUUCUUUCU
Messenger RNA from Asparagus officinalis (garden asparagus), 6945 nucleotides. RefSeq names its product E3 ubiquitin-protein ligase PRT6. Gene Ontology annotation, biological process: protein ubiquitination; ubiquitin-dependent protein catabolic process via the N-end rule pathway. The transcript is spliced from 19 exons. Lineage: Eukaryota; Viridiplantae; Streptophyta; Magnoliopsida; Asparagales; Asparagaceae. The coding region runs from base 176 to 6268 and encodes 2030 amino acids. Gene Ontology annotation, cellular component: ubiquitin ligase complex; cytoplasm. The record is from RefSeq and is a predicted model, not a curated record. Gene Ontology annotation, molecular function: ubiquitin protein ligase activity; zinc ion binding.